Messenger RNA from Rubroshorea leprosula, 390 nucleotides. Lineage: Eukaryota; Viridiplantae; Streptophyta; Magnoliopsida; Malvales; Dipterocarpaceae. The record is from the annotation of a GenBank genome assembly.
AAUUUUUUUUAACUUUUAUAUUUUCAUAUUUUGAAGAUUUUUUUAAUAAUUUUUUGAAAUUUAGAUUUAUCGAAGAAUAUUUCAAUUUAAACUAUUGAAAAAAAAGAAAAAGUAAAUCUGCAAUAUGAAGAGAGAGACGGUAAAAGAGCAGAGAGAAGAUGAAUGGAAGAAAAGAAAGUAGAUGAGGAUUCUUUAGAUGUGGACGGAAAGAUGACAUUUGAUGAGGUCAUCGUCAGCAGAAGGGCUGAUUUGCGGGUUUUGUCAAGUGGAGGGGCUGAUUUGCUCUACUUUUAGGUAGAGGGGCUGAUGUGCCACAACAAUGGACGUAGAGGGGCUGAAUUGCACCUUCUGCCUAAAUAGUAUCCUAACUAAUAAAAAUCAUGACAACAA